Messenger RNA from Plectropomus leopardus (leopard coralgrouper), 696 nucleotides. RefSeq names its product complement C1q-like protein 4. Gene Ontology annotation, biological process: maintenance of synapse structure. Gene Ontology annotation, molecular function: protein binding. The record is from RefSeq and is a predicted model, not a curated record. NCBI's taxonomy places the organism in Eukaryota, Metazoa, Chordata, Actinopteri, Perciformes, Serranidae. Gene Ontology annotation, cellular component: synapse.
AUGCGAGCUAUUGUAUUGCUGUGUCUGUUGGAAGCAGCCUUUGUCCAGGCUUUUGAUUUUGCCUGGCCAGGACCUGGCACAAAUACUGGAAAUGUAGGUGUCAAUCCCAACUCAGAAAAUGCAUGUCUUGCGGACCAGGCGUCAUGUAGCUGCUGUCUGAUGCAGCAGCAGAUACAGAGGAUGAAGAUGUUCUUCAACAUGAGCCUCAAUGAGCUGGAGAAGGAGCUGACAAAGACAAAGAACGUCCUCAACAAUGUCAGAGCCAGCCGCAGUGCCUUCUCUGUCGCUCUUACCACUGAGGACAAAUUAAAAUGCUAUGGCCCCUUCCGUGACGACAAGCUCAUCAUCUACAAACAUGUCUUCAUCAACCUGGGCGAUGGCUUCAAUACAGAGACUGGUGUCUUCACUGUUCCACGCUCUGGUGUCUACAGCCUCGCUCUCACUGUCUACAGUGAUGCUGGUUCUCCUGGUAACACCUUGGCCGCCUGCGCUGGUCUGCUGGUUAACGGCCAGUUGGUGGCAGGACCCAGAGAAAAAAAUAUGCAAGACCAAGAGGACAGUGCUACUAUUGUUGUGGCCCUCCACCUGAACGCUGGGGACCUGGUGGCCGUCAACCUGCCCAUUGGAUGUUUCCUGUGUGAUGACAGCAGCCACUAUAACACUUUCACAGGUUUCCUGCUGUAUGCUACUGACUAA